UCCAACACCACUACUCGCCAUUCAAAACCCCCUCGCGACGUCGGCUCGUCGCUCUGCUGCCUUUUCUUCUGCUCCCCGGUCGAGAGCUCCGUCUGCCUCGCAUGCCGCCUCCGACGGCGGCGACGGCGGCUUCCUCCAUCGCGUCGCCGGUGCUCUGAAAUCUGUAUCGGUGAAGGCUCCUGCGUGGAAAGAGGAGCAUGGGUGCGGCGCCAGGAGGCAGGCCGGUGAACAAGGCUGCGGGGGAUGCUGCGGCGUGGGUGUUCAACAUCGUCACCUCCGUCGGUAUCAUCAUGGUUAACAAGGCCCUGAUGGCUACUCACGGGUUUGGCUUUGUUACGAUAUUGCCUGGGAUUCACUUUGCAACUACAGCUUUAGCGACAUUAAUACUGAAAUCGUUGGGAUAUCUUGAACCAUCUUAUUUACCUCUUCCAGAGCUUAUAAAGUAUGUCGCUUUUGCAAAUAUAUCAGUUGUUGGGAUGAAUGCGAGUUUGAUGUGGAAUUCUGUUGGGUUCUAUCAGAUAUCCAAGCUGUCUAUGGUUCCAGUAUUAUGCAUGCUGGAAGUUCUAUUUGACAGUGUCCGUUACUCAAGGGGAACAAAGCUUAGCAUAAUGGUUGUCUUAGGAGGGGUUGCGAUAUGUACUGUCACUGAUGUUACUGUAAAUACCAAAGGAUUGAUAGCUGCUGCAGUAGCUGUUUGCAGCACUGCCUUUCAGCAACAUUACAUCCAUCACCUUCAAAAGAAGUAUUCCCUCAGUGCAUUCGACCUCUUGGGUCAUACUGCUCCAGCCCAAGCAGCAUCGUUGUUACUACUUGGGCCUUUUGUGGACCUUUGGCUGACCAAUAAUAGAGUUGACACUUACCAUUACAACAACGUGGUGACGUUCUUCAUAGCACUGUCAUCCGUGAUUGCGAUUGGAACCAAUCUGAGUCAGUUCAUAUGCAUUGGAAGAUUCACGGCCGUCUCAUUUCAAGUUCUGGGCCACAUGAAGACGAUCCUUGUGCUCACCCUGGGUUUCAUCCUCUUCGGAAGAGAAGGCCUAAAUGUUCAUGUCGCAUUUGGUAUGAUCCUGGCUAUUGUGGGUAUGAUUUGGUACAAUCAUGCAUCUUCGAGACCUGGAGGCAAAGAGUGCCGAGAUUACCCGGAGCCCGUCGAGGAAGAUAUGGAGCUGGGCGUUCAACCAUCACAGUUGGAACCUGAUGAGAAGAACUGAGACGAAAGCCUGCGAGAUACUGUACUCGACGUCCCUCGCCUGGAUCCUUGUCCUUGGUUGGUUUAGCCGCUUACUGUUCAUUUCCCCAGUUUCAUUGAGCAACCGACGGUGAUGCAACUACACCUAGCGUCAAUAGAAGAUCGUUGUGAAAACAGAGAUACACCUGGAGGCAGAUCGAUUCGUAUGAUGUACAGCAAACAUAGUUGAGGUGGUAGGAUCAGAAGGGAACAUAUCAGAGAUUGGAUCUUUCAGCCACGACUCUCACAAAAGAGAGAACUGAAACUGAUCGAGUUCCGGAAUCAACUGGGUCUGCCGUUGGAUUUUGCGAUGUUU
Molecule: messenger RNA, 1544 nt
Organism: Setaria italica (foxtail millet)
Lineage: Eukaryota; Viridiplantae; Streptophyta; Magnoliopsida; Poales; Poaceae
Product: UDP-rhamnose/UDP-galactose transporter 6
Exons: 6
Coding region: 198-1211 (337 amino acids)
Cellular component (GO): Golgi apparatus
Molecular function (GO): antiporter activity; UDP-galactose transmembrane transporter activity
Source: RefSeq, a predicted model, not a curated record